AGAAAAUUCAGAUAUCAGAACAAGCACAUCUGCUGUGUAUGAGUCUACUGGGAAACGAAAAAUGUUCGGUUCCAAAUUGCGAUCAUGGAUGGAAAAUCAUAUUGUGCGACCGAGAAAAAAAGGAAACAAAAAUAAAACCGGAAACAGCGGCAACAACUUCGGAGUCCUGACGACGCAAAAUGGCUACAAAGGCGGAUCGUUCACGGCAGACUCAACCAUCGGUAGCCCGGCAAGACGCAGCGAAGUUUCGCCGAUCCAAAGUCAUACAACUAGUCGUCGCGGAUGGCACUCGCCGAAUCGGGACAGCGUACCGAUUUCACCGAAAUCUGAUCACUACCCCGUUCAGCACCGGAUUCACAAUGGACAAGCGCACGAUGGAGGCGCCCAGUACUGGACGAACUCAUACGGUACCGUGAACGGUCCAUCCGGGCCUGCUUCGCUCGAUCAUCAACAACUGCACAACUCAGUGUUGUCCUCACCGAGAAGCAUCUCACGAAACGGAUCAACUUACACACUAGAGCCAGGUCCAGCCAACGUCUACUAUUCGAAGAGUGUUGACUCGUUCGCAGCUGAUACAGUGCUGCCCUUCGGCAUGCCGGAAUUCGACUUUCAUGCCGGCAGUACCGGCCCAUCGAGAGGUGUCAUGACUGGCGCGAUGUCCGUCUCCACUGGUCACAAUGGCCACCUGGUCUCACGCUCGGGCACUACAACACGGGGCACCUACUCAACUGCCAACAGUUCAAGUAACGAGCUGCUCGAAGAACUGCACUCGCUUGAAGGUGCUCGAAUCAAACGGCUGCAUCCGACCACAGCGCGCAUCAGCUCGUCAUCGUCCUCUUCCGUCAACUCGACCCACCUCAAUGUGAACAACAAUUAUAACAACAAUAAUCAUCUGGUCAACGGAACGUUGCCCUCGCACUACGAAGCCUCUAAUGAGCAUCACCAGCAGUCACUAUCGAGGAUCGUCUCUAACCAACCAACCGUUGUUGCACCGGCUGGCGAGACCAAAUAUGGUAAACUUCUGCACAAGCAGAACCCGCCUCCACUGAAGUAUGGCGUACCACACCCCUAUUAUGAUGCCCAGCAGCAGCACAAUGGCAUCAACAACAACUCGGUCUAUGCCUCCAGCAGUAACCAAGCGGCGAAUUCUACUAAUGGCAGUGGGGCAGCUGGCUCCGGUAGUAAAAAUGUCUCCCCGUUGCCAUCGCGGGGCUCGGCGACCUGCUUGUCACCGGUAUCCCGUCCGGCUGGCCCCAGUGCCAAAAGUAAUCGCAUUAUCAAUGGCAAUAACAAUAACAAUAACAAUAACAAUAGCAUCCACUUUGAGGCUGCGACUUCCGGCAGCAAGGCGCCCGUCGGCGGAAGCUCGUUGACGGCCAGUUUCGCGAGCAAGUUCCACAAGCUAACGGGAAACCGCUCGACUUCCGGUGCGAGCACCGCCAUUGAGGGUGGCGGCUCGAGCAGUAGCAGUAAAUUGAAUCAUGUAAAUAAUAACAGCAGCAACGCUGUGCCAAACCGAGCAGCCGGGAGUGCCCUCAACACUACGCAACAUCCACACUACCAGUACCAAAUCAAUAACACCACGACACAUCUGCAUCCUGCGGGAAAACAGGCGCCUCCAUCGUCGUCAUCCUCGUCGUCCUCGCCACCACCGGCAACGCAGCCCCUAGGCACUCUUGCCCCAACGCCGUCACCAAACGCCGGUCACCAUCUGCAUCAUCCAUCAGCACAUGGUCACCACCAUCACCACCCACACGGGCCGAUGGGUAACACGCUUUCGUCACCCGAGAGUGCCUACUCGACCGGGUACUCCACCGACGGCACAUCCCCGGGAGGUUGCUCCUACACACCCGAGUACUACAUCAACAUCCGCACGGGGACGCACUACUUCCCGAAGGGCACGACACUACCAACAUCCCUGCACGGACGCGGCCCAUCUGGGCUCGAUCGCACGGGUACGAGUACAUCCGCGAGCGUCCACCAUGAGAACGGUUCCAAAUUCAAAUGUGCGCUUAAUCGGAUCGAGGAAAAACAUGUGGAGUUUUCCGCCGACUCGGAAACGCACGUUUCUGGGCCACGACCACCGACGACACCCAAUCUGUCCACCUUCAGGCCUGCUUCCGGGGCCGCCGGUAAUGCCAGUGGAACGACGUGCGGCUUAUCUCAGCACCAGCAGCCGUCAGUGGCAGCCCAGUCGCAACCUAACCAGCCGCCGAAUGCAGUCGCCAUGAGCCCUAUUAUGCAGAAGAACCUCGGCAUGCAACACUACCGAAGCAUUGAGUCUCCCUCUCCACGUCAGAGGUGUCGGAUUCGAACGAACCCUUGGUUGACGACUGCCGAUGGAGCCCUUGCCAGUGCUAACUGUCUCAAGCGCACGGAGCAGGAUUCUGGAUCGACUUCUUCCGGCAUCAAAUCAAGUAGUGGAACCGACGACAAUAAACACGAUAGCAAGCAACCGAACGCGCUCUCAGACACGGAUUCCAGCUCGUCGACGGAGAAGAUCGUCAACAGGAAGAUGUUUACGCCAAAGAGUCUGAAAAAGAUGGGAGACUUUUCGCGACUGGACAGCAAAUCCGCACCGGUAACGAUCGGUUCGAACCAGGAGAGUGACGAAGACGCCACACUCAACGAAAUGAUGGGCAAAUUCGAUGAAAGCUACCACUACGAGAAGGAGACUGACAUUUUGAGCUGCAGCGAUUCCGAUCCCACGGACUGUCCGACUGAUAUAGACACCGGGCAAGAUGCAGGCGACGAGUGUGACACGGACGAUCUGCUAGACAUGGACUUCAUCGAUACAGGCUCGAUGCAAGAAGUGCCGGAUAAGGAAACCUACCGCCACACGGCCAGCUGUUCGAUUCACCACUUUCCCGAGAGGAAAGCAUCCUGUAAGCAGGGACACCAGCAACAGCGCGUUCAGAGAAGCAAACGGAGCAAUGAACACAGCGGAGGCUCCAAACGACGGAAGAAGUUGGUUCGGACCAGGAAGAAACCCACAGAAGGUUCAACACUAAGCGCAGGAACCGGAACUGGCGACUCUGCAGCUGUUGUAAAUCGUGGAUGCCGAAGUCUCGGAGGAACGCCUAUGUCACUACGACGCAACCAACCGGAUCCAGAACAUCGAACACCGACGAGAAGUUCCCCACUCACUAACCGGUGUAACUCGCUCACCUUCACUGAGGUGCAUUCGCUACACAGUCGAAUUCUGGCGAUAUCCGAGAGCGAAAAGGCACUCCUUCGUGCGGAUUUGGAGGCGGACGUCAAGUACAAACAGCUGAUUCACGAAGCUGAAUCAAUCCUGUUCUCUAUGAAGAGCAACAGCUCCAUCUGCAUUAAGGACCUAGCGUCGGGUCCUCCACCGUUGCCUCCGCGAGAGCCACCACCCAUACCACCUGCAACGUCUCUCCCGAAGGACACGCCCGUUUCCUCUUCGUCCACCACAAUUGCCAGUCCACGGCGGGUUUGCAACCCUCCGGCAAACAAACGAGUCGAAAUGUUGCGCAACUGUGAGGCCGAUCUAAGGCGCGAACUAGCAAAAACGUGUUCUCAAAAGGCCUCCGAUGGAGUGGUUACCCAGGCUGAGCUAAACCCAGCCGAAGGCGUGAUAGUUAAUAAACGACUGGAGGUGCUUCGCUACGAAACGUCCUGCUCACUGUCGGCCCCGAACAGCCCCAAAAACACGCGCGUCCUAUUACCGCGGAAAACGCACGUAUCCAACUUCAUGCAUCACCAACAAGCCAACCGAUCACCGAUCUGCUCACCAGACGCACUAGCAAAUGACCUCAAACAAAGUGCCAACCUUUCGCCACCACCGCCACCACCACGGCGAAUGGUGUCAAAGUCUCCGACCAUCGUGCGGCGACGAUUCCGCAGCCAGAGCCCUCAUCUCAACAUCGAGUCCGACUCGGAUUCGGAUGCCGACGUGAAUCGCAACCUCGACUGUAGAGCAGCCAAUGCUAAACCAUCCCACCGGAGUGGUGGUGGCAAUAAUAAGGAAAACCUCGUCAACCACAAACCUCAGACGGGUGCGAUUAUGCAGCCAUCCGCUCAAGGUAUCCCCGGAAAACAGAUGAACAACUUCCGGCAUACGAUCCACGGGCUGGCUGGGGGAUCAGUGAACGGUGAUGACACACCAAACGGCUGUGACUACGAUGACUACGGCGUCGACAACGCAGCAAACAGUCCUAUGCAUAAUGGGACUGGUGGAACCGGAGGCAUGCACAAGUCGCCGCUGAUAUCAUUCCGUUCGGUAGACAUCGGCUCACCGGUCACGGAUGACAGCUACUGUCCACAGAGUGAACCUCUAAAGCGAAAGAUCUACACCUGCAGUGCGGCAUUUGAGAAAAUUCAGCGCAGUCUACACCAGGAUCCAGACACCAAACAGCAGCUUAUUAUGGACACGCUGGCCGAAAUCAAGCGCAGCCUCGAGGAUCAAAGCGUCGAAUUGAACGAAUUUAACCAGUAA
Anopheles nili is the source of this 4462-nucleotide messenger RNA. RefSeq lists its product as uncharacterized. The record is from RefSeq and is a predicted model, not a curated record. Lineage: Eukaryota; Metazoa; Arthropoda; Insecta; Diptera; Culicidae. Bases 62 to 4462 code for a protein of 1466 amino acids. The transcript has 9 exons.